UGACGUAUCACAUGAUAGAGGAAAUUACAGCGUUUGAUAAAUAAACAAAGAUAAGAUAUUAUUAUAGUCAACGCAGCAGAUAUCAUUAAUGUUAGAAGAGUAUCAUAUAGAAGUUGAGAUAUAGGACUAUACAAGAUGUGGUUAGUUUCAUAUUUACUGGUUGUUCAAGGCUUUAUAUUUGUACAAUCAGCACAAAAACCAAACAUUAUAUUAAUUGUUGCUGAUGAUUUGGGUUAUGAUGAUGUAAGUUUUCAUGGUUCUAAUCAGAUUCCUACACCAAAUAUAGAUUCUCUAGCUAAUAAAGGAAUUUUAUUAAAUAAUUAUUAUGUACAACCUAUCUGUACACCUACAAGAAGUGCUCUAAUGACAGGAAGACAUCCUAUACAUACAGGAAUGCAGCAUUCUGUUAUUGUAGGAGAUCAACCAUAUGGUUUACCAUUAACAGAAACUAUCAUGCCACAAUAUUUUAAUAAACUAGGAUACAGUUCACAUAUAGUAGGAAAGUGGCAUCUUGGAUUUUUUGCUAAAGAAUACACACCAUUAUAUCGUGGAUUUAAAAGUCAUCUAGGUUACUGGCUAGGAGCAGAAGAUUAUUUUGAUCAUACAGCAGAAGCUAAUACGAAUCAAUAUGGUCUUGAUUUUAGAGCCAACAUGUCUGUGUUAUCCAGUGAAAAUGGUACUUAUUCUACAGAAAUAUUUACAAAUGAAGCUGUUAAACUUAUCAUGAAUCAAAAUGAAUCUGAGCCAUUGUUCCUGUAUUUACCAUUCCAAGCUGUACACAGUGGGAAUUUAGAUGAACAUCCCUUACAAGCUCCCCAAGAAUAUAUCGACAGAUUUCCUAAUAUACAGAAUAUGAACAGGAGAACGUUCGCUGGAAUGGUAUCAGCUCUAGAUGAUGGUGUUGGUGCUGUAGUAGAAGCGUUGUCAACAAAGGGAAUGUUAAAUAAUUCUAUUAUUGUGUUUACUACGGAUAAUGGUGGACCUUCAAAUGGUUUUGAUGGGAAUGCUGCAAGUAACUUUCCCCUUAGAGGAUUAAAAGCAACUUUAUGGGAAGGAGGAGUAAGAGGAGAUGGUCUUAUUUACAGUCCAUUAUUACAGAAUUCUCAGUAUGUAUCGGAACGUAUGAUGCAUGUUUGUGAUUGGUUACCUACUUUAUAUCGAGCUGCUGGUGGUGACCCCACUAUCAUGAAAAAUCUGGACGGAUAUGACAUGUGGGAUGUUCUCUCCAAUAAUCAACAGAAUUCUCCUAGAAAAGAAAUAUUACAUAAUAUAGAUCCUAUAAGAAAGCAAGCUGCUAUUCGUAUUGGAGAUUAUAAAUUAUUAUCUGGUGAAGUGGGUGUGGCAUAUGCUGAUUGGUAUCCACCAUAUCAAGUGGAUGAAGAUUCGUACAAUUUACAUGUUGAUAAUUACAGGGGUCAGACUACGUACGAAAAUAUCAGACAGUCGACUUUUACAAAUUCUGGACAUUCUAAAGAUGUGGUUGAAAUGAUUAUUUCUGAAAACAGAUUGAAGGCUGUUGCAGUAAAUUGUGGACCUAAGCCAGCAAAUGCUAGUACAAACUGCCGACCUUUGACCUCGCCAUGUUUAUAUCACAUUCCAUCAGACCCAUGUGAAUAUAAUAAUAUCGCAGAUUCAAAUAAAGACAUUGUUAUCCAGUUACUACAACGAUUACAAGAAUUAAGUUAUACCAUGGUACCACCUGGCAACAAACCGGAAGAUCCUAGAGGGGAUCCAAAAUAUCAUAAUGGUAUCUGGCAGCCUUGGAUCAACCUCUAAAUAUUGUAAUGGUAACUUGUGAUCAAAGUUGAGAUCAACCUCUAAAUAUCAUAAUUAUAUCUAUCAUCCAGGUACUAACCUCUAAAUUCCACAGUAGUAUCUGUCAACCUUGGAUCAACCUCUUGUCUAAUAGAAAGUAACUUUGUUAGUAUUAGAUUUCUUACGGACAUUGUGUUAUUGGUAUAAAACAUAAUGUUAUUGUUUUAUGACAUCAUGUUAUUUUUAUAUGUUAUUGAUCAUGUUAUUGUUUUAUAGACAUUGUGUUACUGUUAUAAUCAUGACAUCAUGUUAUUGUUAUAUGACAUCAUGUUAUUGUUAUACAUCAUGUUAUUGUCAUAUGACAUCAUGUUAUUGUUAUUAUUAUGACAUCAUGUUAUUGUUAGAUGACAUCAUGUUUUAUUAUAUAUGGACACCUAUAGACAUUGUGAUAUAUUUUGUUGGACAUUUUGUUUUGUCUGUGAUUUAAUUGAUAAAGUGCCUUAAAUUAUUUUGAUAAUUCCAUGUUUAAUGAUAACUCUAUUUUUAUAAUUCCAUCUUGUUAUGAAGAUUUAACUGACAAUGAUUGAUAUUGGAGUAAUCACUGUGAUGUGACAGCUGAUGUUUCUUAGUUUAAUUCAUUUUUUAUUACAUAAUCAUAUGUUUUAAAUAUUUCUCUUUAUUAACUUUAGCAAUGCUUCCUUAAUACUUUUUAUUAUUCCAUAAUCAUAGCAUAUGUUUAUUUUUCAUUUUUGACUGCAGUAAUGCUCCCUAUCAGUAUUUUAUUGGGAUCCUCCAAUAAAAUAAUUUUGUUUGUUUCUUGGUUGAUGAAGUUUUUAUUUUUUUAUUGUAUACUUUAAUUUUGACUAAUUAAUGUUCCCUAUUUUAUUCAUAUCAUUAAUUAAGUUUUGUCUCACAAAUUUAACAAUAAAUAUCCCCUACCCCCACCAGCCAUUUUCAUAUAUAUAAAGGGCAUGUAUCUUAUUUUUAGUGCAAUAAAUAUAGAAAUUGUU
Molecule: messenger RNA, 2765 nt
Organism: Patella vulgata (common limpet)
Lineage: Eukaryota; Metazoa; Mollusca; Gastropoda; Patellidae
Product: arylsulfatase J
Exons: 9
Coding region: 136-1776 (546 amino acids)
Source: RefSeq, a predicted model, not a curated record